This is a messenger RNA of Phyllostomus hastatus (greater spear-nosed bat), 4622 nucleotides long. RefSeq names its product exportin for tRNA (gene XPOT). Gene Ontology annotation, molecular function: small GTPase binding; tRNA binding. The record is from RefSeq and is a predicted model, not a curated record. The coding region runs from base 485 to 3373 and encodes 962 amino acids. NCBI's taxonomy places the organism in Eukaryota, Metazoa, Chordata, Mammalia, Chiroptera, Phyllostomidae. Gene Ontology annotation, cellular component: nuclear matrix; cytoplasm; nuclear pore. The transcript is spliced from 25 exons. Gene Ontology annotation, biological process: intracellular protein transport; tRNA re-export from nucleus.
CGGUCCCGGCCCGCGGGCUGCGGUCGGCCCUCCAUGAGGCUGCUGGCUCGGGCCCGCGCGGCACCGACGCGGGGAACGCGCUUCGCGCUGACUCAGCGGCGGCGGCGGCUGUGGCUGCGUUAGCUGGGCCCUAGCACGCUUUCCCUUCCUGGGGCGCUGACUCCACCCGCCUCCUUUUGCUAGCUUGCCGGCCCGGCGCCACGCAGGAGAAGGCGCCAGGGGACGCGGAGCGGCGGGAGGCGCUUGGCCCCGGCCAGCUCGGUCUCCGGUGUUAGCCCUACGGCCGUGGUGGAGAACGACAGCGACGAGGACGAGAGCCGUUCUCCCCGCUCCCUGCGUGCGGCACCGCUCCGUUUUGCUGAUCGGUCUUCGGGAGCACGGGCGGGGAGGCGGGAUGGAGUGAUAGGGAAGAUGUUUGUGGAUUCUUCUGUGGGAUCUGAGGGCACGUCUGUUGGAAUCAGAAAACUCCAAGUAUAGCAGCAGGAUGGAUGAACAGGCUCUUUUAGGACUAAAUCCAAAUGCUGAUUCAGACUUCAGACAAAGGGCCGUGGCCUAUUUUGAGCAGUUAAAGAUCUCCCCAGAUGCCUGGCAGGUGUGUGCAGAAGCUCUAGCUCAGAGGACGUACAGUGAUGAUCACAUAAAGUUUUUCUGCUUUCAAGUGUUAGAAUAUCAAGUUAAAUAUAAAUACUCAGAACUAACUACUGUUCAGCAACAACUAAUUAGGGAGACACUCAUAUCUUGGCUUCAGGCUCAGAUGCUGAAUCCCCAACCAGAGAAGACCUUUAUAAGAAAUAAAGCAGCCCAAGUUUUCGCCUUGCUUUUUGUUACAGAAUAUCUCACUAAAUGGCCCAAGUUUUUUUUUGACAUUCUCUCAGUAGUGGACCUAAACCCAAGGGGUGUAGAUCUGUACCUCCGAAUCCUCAUGGCUAUUGAUUCAGAAUUGGUGGACCGUGAUGUAGUACAUACAUCAGAGGAGGCUCGUAGAAACACUCUAAUAAAGGAUACCAUGAGGGAACAGUGCAUUCCAAACUUGGUGGAAUCAUGGUACCAAAUCCUACAAAAUUAUCAGUAUACUAAUUCAGAAGUGACAUGUCAGUGCCUUGAAGUAGUUGGGGCUUAUGUUUCUUGGAUAGACUUAUCCCUUAUAGCCAAUGACAGGUUUAUAAAUAUGCUGCUAGGUCAUAUGUCAAUAGAAGUUCUAAGGGAAGAAGCAUGUGACUGUUUGUUUGAAAUUGUAAAUAAAGGAAUGGAUCCUGUUGAUAAAAUGAAACUAGUAGAAUCUUUGUGUCAAGUAUUACAGUCUGCUGGGUUUUUCAUCAUUGACCAGGAAGAAGAUGUUGACUUCCUCGCCAGAUUUUCUAAAUUGGUAAAUGGAAUGGGACAGUCAUUGAUAGUUAGCUGGACUAAAUUAAUUAAGAGUGGGGAUAUCAAGAAUGCACAAGAGGCACUACAAGCUAUUGAAACAAAAGUGGCACUGAUGUUACAGCUACUGAUCCAUGAGGAUGAUGAUAUAUCUUCUAACAUUAUUGGAUUUUGUUACGAUUACCUUCAUAUUUUAAAACAACUUACAGUGCUCUCAGAUCAGCAGAAAGCUAAUGUAGAGGCAAUCAUGUUGGCUGUUAUGAAAAAAUUGACUUAUGAUGAAGAAUAUAACUUUGAAAAUGAGGGUGAAGAUGAAGCCAUGUUUGUAGAAUACAGGAAGCAGCUGAAAUUACUGCUGGACAGGCUUGCUCAAGUUUCACCGGAGUUGUUGCUGGCUUCUGUUCGCAGAGUUUUUAGUUCUACACUGCAGAACUGGCAGACUACUCGGUUCAUGGAAGUUGAAGUAGCAAUAAGAUUGCUGUAUAUGUUGGCAGAAGCUCUUCCAGUAUCUCAUGGUGCUCACUUCUCAGGUGAUGUUUCAAAAGCAAGUGCUUUGCAGGAUAUGAUGCGAACUUUGGUAACAUCAGGAGUUAGUUCCUACCAGCAUACAUCUGUGACAUUGGAGUUCUUCGAAACUGUUGUUAGAUAUGAAAAGUUUUUCACAGUUGAACCUCAGCACAUUCCAUGUGUACUAAUGGCUUUCUUAGAUCAUAGAGGUCUGCGGCAUUCCAAUGCAAAAGUGCGGAGCAGAACCGCUUACCUCUUCUCCAGAUUUGUCAAAUCUCUCAAUAAACAAAUGAAUCCUUUCAUCGAGGAUAUUCUGAAUAGAAUACAAGAUUUAUUAGAGCUUUCUCCACCUGAGAAUGGUUACCAGUCUCUGUUGAGCAGCGAUGAUCAACUGUUUAUUUAUGAGACAGCUGGAGUGCUGAUCGUUAAUAGUGACUACCCAGCAGAACGGAAGCAAGCCUUAAUGAGGAAUCUGUUGACUCCCCUAAUGGAAAAGUUUAAAAUUCUGUUAGAAAAAUUGAUGCUGGCACAAGACGAAGAAAGGCAGACAUCUCUAGCAGACUGUCUCAACCAUGCUGUUGGAUUUGCCAGUCGAACCAGCAAAGCUUUUAGCAACAAGCAGACUGUGAAACAGUGUGGCUGUUCCGAAGUUUAUCUGGACUGUUUACAGACAUUCUUGCCAGCCCUCAGUUGUCCCUUACAAAAGGAUGUUCUCAGAAGUGGCGUCCGCACUUUCCUCCACCGCAUGAUAAUCUGCCUAGAGGAGGAAGUUCUUCCGUUCAUCCCGUCUGCCUCGGAGCACAUGCUCAAAGACUGUGAAGCGAAGGACCUUCAGGAGUUCAUUCCUCUUAUCAACCAGAUCACAGCCAAAUUUAAGAUACAGGUAUCUCCAUUUUUACAACAAAUGUUCAUGCCUCUGCUUCAUGCAAUUUUCGAAGUAUUGCUCCGACCAGCGGAAGAAAAUGACCAGUCUGCUGCUUUAGAGAAGCAGAUGUUGCGGAGGAGUUACUUUGCUUUCCUGCAAACAGUCACAGGCAGUGGAAUGAGCGAAGUUAUAGCAAACCAAGGAGCAGAGAAUGUAGAACGAGUUCUAGUUACUGUGAUUCAAGGAGCAGUUGAAUAUCCAGAUCCAAUUGCACAGAAAACAUGUUUUAUCAUCCUCUCCAAGUUGGUAGAACUCUGGGGAGGUAAAGAUGGACCAGUGGGAUUUGCUGAUUUUGUUUAUAAGCACAUUGUCCCCGCAUGUUUCCUAGCACCUUUAAAACAAACCUUUGACCUGGCAGAUGCACAAACAGUAUUGGCUUUGUCUGAGUGUGCAGUGACGCUGAAAACAAUUCAUCUCAAACGGGGCCCAGAAUGUGUUCAGUAUCUUCAACAAGAAUACCUGCCUUCCUUGCAGGUAGCUCCAGAGAUAAUUCAGGAGUUUUGUCAAGCGCUUCAGCAGCCUGAUGCUAAAGUUUUUAAAAACUACUUAAAGAUGUUCUUCCAGAGAGCAAAGCCCUAGGAACUGGAUCUCCCUGUGCCUACUUCAUAAUCAGGAUUUGUGAUCAGAAAUUCCAGUUAAUAAUUUAUAAAGAAGCAGGUUUUAUGUGCCAUUCACAGUGCUCUUUUUAACUUGGCUUUGAGCUUAUUGCAGUAUGUGUAUGUAUUGGGAUUUUUCUGUAAAAUGUGUGUAAUUUUCCCUAAGUACAGGUAUGUGGCAACGAGAAGUGGCUUGCAUGCCAAUUCAUAUUGUUUUAUGUAAAAAUGCUGUUAAACGAUUCAGCAGAGUUAUCCUAGUACCUUUUUAUUUUUAUUUGAAACUUUAAGUCCUCUUAAAGACCAUAGCGGGAAAACUGUACUUUUUUAAAAUUGCUGAAUGAAUAUAAAAUGUUUGAGAAUUUAAUUUUUCUUUUAUGUGUGCAGACUCAAACUAUGGGGGAACUACAAAGAUCAAAACUACUUUUUUAUAGAUAGCCAUGACAUUUCUUUACAAUGUUUUGAUGCCAAUAUGUAUUCUACAAAAGAGAAUGGUUUCGUAAAUUAACUGAUUUAAGAGUAGGUGCCGGUGUUAUACAUUUUUUUUAUAAAAAAAUAAAUUUUACAUAGUGAAUUUACCAAGUCUUUUUGGGAAUUAUUAUACAUACUGUAGCCCUAGUUUUUUGUCUUACCUUUCCUAAUUUCCCAUUUAAAGGAUUGCACAUAAAAGCUUAUAGGUGAUUUAUUUAAUUGUAUUAUGCUCCUAAAAGGUUAUAUGCAACUUAGUUCUGUUAAAUAGAUCUUUUUAAAAACGGCCUAGAAAAAGCCUGUGUGAAUUUGUUGAUAGAAUUAAAAGUCCAAUAUGUUCUACCUCUGUUAUUGGAUCUAUUUAGGGCACAGUAUACCUAUGUGUUUAUGGUAUUUAUAAAUAGGCGCUGCCCAUUUAAUUACUAGAAGAACUUCCCUUGUCUUCUCCCAUUUUUAUUCAUGACUGCAAGAAAACAAGAGGAGAAACAAUAGUAUCAGUAGUAGUAUUGGGAAAUUAAGAGGGACAACACUGAGUAGCACAGUUACUAUAGUCAUUUAAGUUUAAAUUCUAAAAGUCUCAGUAAGAUUGUAGGGGAGGGUUGGGUGGUUAUUUUUUUUAACCUUUGGCCAAUAUGGCCCCUAGGGGUUUCAUGGACAGGCUUCAGGAGUGUAUAAACUUCCUAAAAUUGUAUUCUAAAUUGUGUACAUAUCCCUUUCUUUCUCCCUCCUCCUUCCUCUAAAAAUAAAUAUUUUUAAAAAAUAAUAAA